Ogataea philodendri is the source of this 363-nucleotide messenger RNA. RefSeq lists its product as uncharacterized. NCBI's taxonomy places the organism in Eukaryota, Fungi, Ascomycota, Pichiomycetes, Pichiales, Pichiaceae. Bases 1 to 363 code for a protein of 120 amino acids. The transcript has a single exon. The record is from RefSeq and is a predicted model, not a curated record.
AUGUCGUCAAAAUCGAGCACUUUGAGACAUGGCACGAUCGAUGGCACUUUGGCGAUGUUGAUGAGUGUCAUUGUGCAAUUUGGAAGCGUGAGUCUGUAUGCUCUGAUGGAUUUGUCGAGCGAGACCAGAACAAGCAAGAACGAGAAGCUGUUGAUGCGCACACAGUCGAGCGCAGCAAUGGAUCCGAUCAGCGGGAGCUCGAACCGUUUCACGAUUCUCUCUGCAGCGAGGUCAAACACUCCAAUCAGGUUGAACGAGUCCAUGAACAGAAUUUUGGAUUUGUGCAACGUGAAGAUGUGGUUGACCGAGUGCGUUGACAGCUGGUAUAUCUGGAUGGGCACCUUAGCGAGGAACGGUUUAUAA